This is a messenger RNA of Ilyonectria robusta, 761 nucleotides long. RefSeq lists its product as uncharacterized. The transcript has 3 exons. Gene Ontology annotation, cellular component: nucleus. The record is from RefSeq and is a predicted model, not a curated record. Gene Ontology annotation, biological process: protein import into nucleus. Gene Ontology annotation, molecular function: small GTPase binding; guanyl-nucleotide exchange factor activity. The coding region runs from base 84 to 677 and encodes 197 amino acids. Lineage: Eukaryota; Fungi; Ascomycota; Sordariomycetes; Hypocreales; Nectriaceae.
AACUUCUUACCCUGGACCCUCAUUCGGAUCUUCAGGCACCAGAAGACCACACACUCCAACAACACCAGAACAACUCUACCACGAUGCCCGAGUUCGUCAGCACUCCGCUCUUCGGCGGCGCAAUUGUCGCCGACCUACCCUCCACCUUUGCCGACGUCAGCAAGUUGCGACAGGUCCCGGACAAUCAAGAGGUUUGGAUCGACCAGGAAGGCUUCACCAGCAUAAUCUUCGACAUUACCGAGCGCGUUGGCGAGUCCGGAACUGGCCCCGAGAUCGAUGGCCGCGCCAUGACGGCGCAUCUGGAGGAUAUGGUUGGCUCUGACAUCGACACUGUCAAGAUCUGGAAUACCGCCGAGACUGAGUUCAGCAGACUCGAAGCUGGAACACCGGCGUAUACCCUCAUCUCUACGCAGACACCGCACGUCAGCCAACCCCGCGACCAGACGUCCGCCCCCGACUUCACAGCCAUCACACUUACCCUCUUGCGCCUCGAAAAAGUCAAGACCGACAUCCUCAUCACCAUCAACGUGCCCCACAUCAAGGGCGAGUACGACGAGGACGAUGUCGAUCUCGAGCUCGGACGUCAGGGAAAGCUCAUUGGCGAUGCCGUUGAGUAUUCUGCCCGCAUCUGGUCUUCGUUUAAGAUCAAGGACUGGGGCCUGUUUGCCGAUUCUUAAGUCGGCGCAUAUUAUGUUUAGUGAGAGUGAUCACAGUGAGGAGAGCAAGUUUAGACGGAUGCAAGGAAUGCCAGGCAGAUGGAU